CUUUCUUCAUGGUGGCUGCCAUCUUGAACGGGAAGCGGAGUCGGACUGCGUGCACGCGCGUGAACGGCGGCUGAAUGGAGCACCUUCAGGAUAAGCAUGUGACCUGAGUGUCCAACGUUCCUGUGGUGGAAAAGCUCAUCAGUGAGAAACAAAAGGACAUGAUGCUGAGUUCAUCAGUGCGAAUGGGUUCACAGGCCAUGUCUCAUCCACAGUGUCUUGAGUUGCUGACUUGAAGUGAAGAUGGGGAACGAGCAAUCAACUCAGAAAAAACGGCAGAAGACCAAUGUUGAGAAAAAAGUCCAGAAUGGAGAAAUGAAUGGACAUGCAGUCCCGACUCCAGAAGUAACCGAACCUGUGGCUAGCAAAGAAGCAACAGUGAAGCAAAAGAGUGAAACCCCACCAGUGGUCAUCAAAAAUGAACCAAAACCACCAGUAAAAGACGAGGUAGACAGCAGUAAACCCAACGGACCUGCACAUGUGGAAACAACACCUGAGCAAAAAACGACUGUCACAAAAGAUGCAGAACCACCCAAAAAAGCCCCAAAGCCCAGUGAAGAUGAGGUGACCAACUUCUUUGGUAAAAUGUUCAAAAAGAAGAGCGAACCUGCGAAACCUGCGUCAGAAAGCAAAGAUUCAGUCGACGCACAUCAGGUCACAGCGGUGGAUCUGAAAAUUGACGUGCAGCCUGAAAAAGUCUUCAUUAAUUCAGACCAAAAGGAGAUUCUCAAGGAGGUUGCGGAGAAGCUUAAACUGCAACUGGUUGACGCCAUUCCCGCACAACACGAAAGCCCAAGCUCAUUGACAAAGAACAUCUCAAUGGAGUCAUCAAGCAUGAAUGUUGAAGCCGAGACAUGCUUGGAGGCCCUGCCAGAUUUGCACGCUAAACAAGAACCAGUAGCUGUUGCUGAAGAACCACUAAGUGAAGAACCAGUUACAAGAAAAGCCAGUGAGGUACAUCUGAAGUCUGAAGAACCACCAGCGGUUGAUGCUAAGGUUCCAGAAGAUGAAGAACUUAAGGAUGCUGAACGGGCCUUGUUAGAAGACAAGGAACUUAUUCAAAUUGUUGAAAGCAUAAUAUCAGAUGAAAGGGAAGAAUUAGCAUGUGAAAAAAUUCCAAUGUGUGAAGCUACCAAACAUCUGAUUGAUGAACUUGAACCUAUUUCCAAAAAACUGACGAAAGUAGCUGAUGAAGCUGAUAGUUUUAUUGUGCACGGCAUGUCUUCAGUUGUAAAAUUAGCAGUUGAUACUUUCGAGGUCUUGUCUCCUGUUGAGGAACCAGUCGUUGGAACUGAGGAGCCAUUGCUAGUUGCUGAAGAAAUAGCGGCUAUUGUUGAGGAAAUCUUGCAGAUUACUCAGGAACAAGAAACAGUGAGCCAUGCAAAUGAAACAGAAGAAGUCCUAAGGAACAAUUUCAAGGAGUCAUUGGUUGUUGCAGAGGAACCAUUAACAACAUCUGUGGAGUCAGCGCUGGUUGCUGAAGAAGAAAUUUCCCCUGCCGCUUUCGAAUUUAUCUUAGAUGCUAAUGGAAAGGCAGCUGUAGAUGAGGAAAGUUGGGUUAUUAUUGAGGAACCGGCUCGACCACUGUACAUCUCUGCCCAUAGUGGACGUUCAAAAGAACCUGCGCUCACUAAAAGUAAAUGUAAUUCAGCAGAAUCUACUCAAAUUCUUUCCCAACUCAAGUCCAUUUGCACUAAGGCUUUAGAAGAUGCUUCCUAUAAGCCGCUCAGUGUAGAUGUAUGUGCUGAUGAAAGCACUAUUCACAUUACAAUUGAGGUUUGCCCGGAUGAGUUCACAUUUCUGAAUAAGGAUCCAGUGGACAUAAAGACCAGCACAGAGCCUGAGCCUGAGCCGGAGCCGGAGGGUGAAGCUCUCGAACCCAGUCCUGUGGAAGUCACAGAAGAAAAUAACCCGCCAGAGGACAUUAAAGCAGCAGAAAAGUCAGUUAUGAACUUUUUCAAAACAUUUGUCACUCCGACCAAAACAAGCAAAGAAGCCAAAGCCACUCCUGAAGCUUCAAAAGAACAGUCACAGAAAGAGACCCCACCAGCACCAUCAACAAAUGUACAGGAAGCACCCAAGGCCCCUCCUCCACCUCCCCCUGCGCCACCUAAGAUGGAAAGUAAAGCAGAGCCGGUGGUAAAGAAAGAGGAAACAUCUGCAACAAAAGCAGCGGCAGCAGCUGCAACAAAAGCAGAGGGCUCUGCCAAGACCAAAACUAAAGACAGUUCAUUCAGCAAACUCUUCCGUCCAAAGGUGUUGCUAGGCAAGGUGGUGUCAAAAGUUCAGGCGGCGACAACCAGUGGAGCCAGUGCUAAGACAUCAAGAGUGCCUGUUGUGGUUGAAGAGAAAAAGCCGGUUGAGGUACAGGUAGACGCAUCUAAGAGCAGCACCCUUGAGGCCGCUGCCAAACCUGAAGAACCUCCAGCGCCAAAACCAGAAGAAAAGAAACUAGAGAAAAAAUCGACUUUUGGAAACAUGUUCAAACCCAAGGUACUGCUAGGCCAAGUGAGCACUAGGAUCCAGGCAGCCACGUCUAGUGCUGCCGCCAGCAUCUCCCUCAUGUCUACUCGAUCGGCACCAGAACCCAAGAAGGAGACACCAGCUCCACCUCCUGUGGCAGAAGCCGCUCCAGCCGUGAAGGCCAAAGAGGAGCCAAAACCGGCCGCGCCAGCACCACAAACGGCCCCGGACAACAAAUCAGUCGGAAGCACAGACGCCUCGCCCAACAUGCCACGAAAGCUGGAGAAGAGGAAUUCCCUCCAGCUGUUCUUCAAAAACCUGGGCCAAAAACGCCAUUCUGAUGCCGGAGUGCAAACGGACCCUGUGGCACCCGAGAAGUCCAAAUAAAGCCCCGCCUUUGUUUUGAUCGCUCAUCUUUGCCAAAACGAUUGUGCAUAUGCAAUAGGCCUACAUAUAAAUCACCCUCAGUUUCAUUUAUUUGGUUAUGAGGUUGACUCUAAAUCUGAAAUCAUGCCAUGAAUCAUGGCUGAACCCCCAUGCAUUUAAAGAGAGCGGAAGUAAGUGCAACGAUUCCCUGUUAAGCAAGUGCUACAUGUGUUUUUGACAGGAGGGAGGAACGUCUAUUGUUUUCCCACAGAGAAAUGUGUCAGAGUUAAGUGAUGUCAUAAGAUGGAAAAGUGAAGGUGAAAAUGUAAUCCCAUCUAAUAUAAACUCCCUUUUCUUUAUUUUCUGUGCAUGUUAAAAUGUAACGGUAUGUAAAAAAUUUUAACUAACACUACUCAUCUUACGUUGCAUUGCGCAUUAAAACGGUUGCAUCACGUUAAGAUGCCUUUUCACCGGGACAAAGUAAAUAACAUGCGAGUUUGCGCAUGUAAAGUAUUUAGUAUUACAUAAAGUAUUUAUUUAUGUAAUCAUACACUAUCUGGUUGUAAAAACAAUGACCCAUCGUCUGCUUAAUUCAAUCGGCGUUCUCACUGAAACUGCAAUUAAAUUAAAAUGCAAAACUUCUGAAUCGUUUUAGGCCCUGUCCCAAAUGGCACACUUCAUAUGCACUUACGGUCUAGUGGACUUAAAAUGGCCGCCGCAUGGAGAAGGGUCUGUCUGCGUCCUGCAAUACUACAAACCAUGCCCUACAAGUUACGCCUCCGACAAAGAAACAAGCGUGAAGGUCUUUGACUAAAACAAUCUUUUGAAGUAUUUUAUGUUUAUGUAUGACAUGUUUGUAAGGCUAACUUAUAUUGCUCUCAAAUAUUACUUAAAGGGAUAGUUUCACCAAAAAAUGAAACUUCUGUCAUCAUUUUCUCACCCUCAAGUUGUUCCAAACCUGUAUGAGUUUCUUUCUUCUGCUGAACACAAAAGAAGAUAUUUUGAAGAAUGUCGGUAACCAAACAGUUUUGGCUUCCGUAGUAUACCAUUGACAUCCAUAGUAUUUUUUUUUUUUUCUCAUACUAUGGAAGUCAAUGGGGUCCAUCAAUUGUUUGGUCUCAAACAUUUUUCAAAAUAUCUUCCUUUGUGUUCAACAGAAGAAAGAAACUCAUACAGGUUUGGAACAACUUGAGGGUGAGAAAAUUAUGACAGAAUUUUCAUUUUUGGUUGAACUAUCCCUUUAAGUAUGAAAUAACAGCUGUUAGUAAAAUGAAAUGAUAUAAUCAAAUACAGACCUAUGGUAAUUAUAGCUUAAAAUUUCAUAAUUAAAAUACUUUUAAAUCUGAGUAAAAGCAAACAGGAUGACUUACGGUGUCUGCUGAUCAAUGUAAUAGGAUCUGUAUGCUUGUCACUAGGUGGCGAUAGUGAAGCUUAAAAAGCAAGGAAAGUAGAAGAAGAGAGGUACUAGUGAUGAUUCUAGAGGGAGGUGCUAAUUGGCUGUUUCAUUGUAGGGGGCAUAAUUUGUAGUAGGGGGCUUGAUUUGUAGUAGCGGUGUGAUUUGUAGUAGGGGCGUAAUUUGUAGUAGCGGUGUGAUUUGUAGUAGGGGGCGUGAUUUGUAGUAGCGGUGUGAUUUGUAGUAGGGGCGUAAUUUGUAGUAGGGGGUGUGAUUUGUUGUAGGGGGCGUGAUUUGUAGUGGGGGGCGUGAUUUGUAGUAGCGGUGUGAUUUGUAGUAGGGGGCGUAAUUUGUAGUAGUGGUGUGAUUUGUAGUAGGGGGCGUGAUUUGUAGUAGGGGGUGUGAUUUGUUGUAGGGGGCGUGAUUUGUAGUGGGGGGCGUGAUUUGUAGUAGGGGUGUGAUUUGUAGUAGGGGCGUAAUUUGUAGUAGGGGGCGUGAUUUGUAGUGGGGGGCAUAAUUUGUAGUAGGGGGCAUGAUUUGUAGUAGGGGGCGUGGUUUGCAGUACUGCAGGAUGCAAUCAGACACAUUUGGAGGCAUGCGCGUAUCCUUUAAGUCCAACGGACUGUAAGGUGUCGUCCCAUUUGUCAUAUUAGGUUUCAGAAGAGUGCUCGCGAGCGCCCCCUUUGUGGUCGAUAUGCACCCUCGAUGCACACUGAAGCGAGCUUUGCAGUAGACUUUUACCCGUCAGUCAAAGUGGCGUAACAUCACGAAAGUGCAGACUCCUAGGAAGACCGUGAGUAGAGUGCCAUUUGGGACAGGGCCCUAAUAGUUCCAUACAAAUCAAAAUUAUUUAUUUAUACCUUAUAUCAAUCUCAACAUUUGGACACCAUAUAUUACAUAUUGGUUAUUUUUGUUCGACCCAGUUUUGUAAAAUUUCCUCUAUAAAUACCUAACAGAUUAUAAUAACUUUUCAAUUAUUGUCUUUUUUUUUUUUUUUUUUUUUUUUGCUUGGCCGUCCAGUUCUCACCAGGGGAGACUAAAGGAAAUUAAUCUAUUUACAUGUUCUUUCAUGUUUUUUUGUUAUUUCUUAUUUUCCGAACACAUCACUUGCUAUUAGAACAUUUAUAUAAUUAUGUUAUACAAUUAUGCAAUAUACAAUGUACAUCCAACUCUCUGCUGCCGUCACAUGUGUUUUAUGAUUUUCUUCCUAAUUUUCUCUACAUUUGUAAAGAGUAUGGGCCUAAUUCAGAAUUCAGACUAUAUCUAUGAAUCUUUCUCCUUUGUUGCAUUUAUGUCUAUUUAACCGAUUUAUAAAAAUAAAAGAAUCAUUUCUCUCUUCUGUAAAA
This is a messenger RNA of Ctenopharyngodon idella (grass carp), 5565 nucleotides long. RefSeq names its product brain enriched myelin associated protein 1 (gene bcas1). Gene Ontology annotation, biological process: myelination. Bases 241 to 2847 code for a protein of 868 amino acids. The transcript has 17 exons. NCBI's taxonomy places the organism in Eukaryota, Metazoa, Chordata, Actinopteri, Cypriniformes, Xenocyprididae. The record is from RefSeq and is a predicted model, not a curated record.